GAAAGUCUCCUUUACAGUUUCAAGUGAGGAGAAAGAGGCAACUUUAUUGCUUCGAGAUAGCAAAGAUUUACUCUCAACCUUGAUUUAGUUAACUCAAGAUUGCAAGAGAUGAUGAGAGAAAGUUAAUUAUCUCGGGGUUAGCUUACAUAUCUGCUAAAUUGUGCGAGGAAAAUCAUCAAUAAUUGAAUUAAAUUUAUUACCCUUUUUUUGUGCCAUCACUUUCUUUACCUUUGCUCUCUGUCUAUUUUUAUUUACAACUGUGUUUUUUUAUAUACAUUUGACCUCAACGCUGUCCUUUUAAGUUAUUGCUGUUAACUAUUAAAUUAAGUGUUAAACUUCAAUAUGUCGUCGCUAUUUCGUGGUUCCAGUUUAACCAAUAAAUUAUCUAGACGUUUCUAUCGAAUUGAAGGUUUAGAAGAUCAAAGUCUUGAUCAAGGAGCCUUUGUGGAUCAACUCAAUCCAUUUUGCUUUGAGAUAGCAUGGGAAGUGUGCAAUAAAGUUGGAGGUAUUUAUACUGUUAUCCGAAGUAAAGCUCCUGUUAGUGUGGACGAGUUAGGUGAUCAAUAUUGUCUCAUUGGACCUUACAAGGAACAUUGGGUUAAAACAGAGGUUGAAUUGUUGGAACCCAAAGAAAGCUAUUGGAAGGAAACAAUCGAUAGUGUGGCCGCACAUGGAAUUAAAUUAUAUUAUGGUCGGUGGCUGAUUGAUGGUUACCCUCAAGUUAUUUUGGUUGAUAUUGGUUCAGCCAUGUGGAAAUUAGCUGAAUGGAAACAUGAUUUUUGGAAUGUCUGCUCCAUUGGUAUACCUAAUUCAGAUAUAGAAUCAAAUGAUGCCAUUAUUUUUGGCUAUUGUGUCGCCUGGUUUAUGGAAACAUUUUAUACUAAAGUUGCUGCAGCUCAAGACAGUGUCCCGUUACUGGUGGCUCAUUUUCACGAAUGGCUGGCCGGAGUUGGUCUCAUCUUGUGCCGUACUCGCCAUUUAGAUAUUUCAACAAUUUUUACUACCCAUGCAACCCUCUUAGGUCGAUAUUUAUGUGCUGGAGCAGUUGAUUUUUAUAAUAAUCUUGAUAAGUUCAAUUUGGAUAAAGAAGCCGGAGACAGACAAAUUUAUCAUAGAUACUGUAUUGAAAGAGCAGCAGCACAUUCAGCACAUGUUUUCACAACAGUCUCUGAAAUUACUGCAAUUGAGUCGGAACAUUUACUCAAACGUAAACCUGACGUUGUUACUCCAAAUGGUCUUAAUGUUAAAAGGUUUCAUGCAAUCCACGAGUUUCAAAAUCUCCAUUGUAAAGCUAAAGAAAAGAUUCACGAAUUUGUGCGAGGUCAUUUCCAUGGUCAUUAUGAUUUCGAUCUAGAUAAAACUCUUUAUUUUUUCAUCGCUGGUCGAUAUGAGUUUAAUAAUAAAGGAGCUGAUCUUUUUAUUGAAAGUUUAGCCCGUCUCAAUCACGAGCUUAAAUCACAAAAGCCGGACACAACUGUAAUAGCCUUUUUAAUCUUCCCAUCUCGUACUAAUAAUUUCAAUGUGGAGUCUUUGAAAGGUCAAGCAAUUGCUAAGCAAUUUAGGACUACCGUAGAAGAGGUUAAAGAUGAUAUUGGUUCUCGAUUAUUUGAAAUUGCUUUAAGUGGAAACAUGCCAACGGGUGAUCAACUCCUCCAAUCAGCGGACAUUGUUAAACUUAAAAGAUGCAUCCUUUCUGCGCAAAGGUCAACACUGCCACCAAUAUGUACUCAUAACAUGCUUGAAGACUCAACUGAUCAGGUUUUAUCUGCCAUACGUCGAUGUAAAUUGUUCAACAAUCGUUCGGAUCGUGUUAAAGUCAUCUUCCAUCCAGAAUUUUUAUCCUCCACCAAUCCUCUUUUCAGUAUGGAUUAUGAAGAGUUUGUUCGUGGAUGCCAUUUAGGAGUUUUCCCAUCCUAUUAUGAACCAUGGGGCUAUACACCAGCGGAAUGUACUGUUAUGGGAAUACCUAGUGUUACUACCAACCUUUCAGGUUUUGGAUGUUUCAUUGCCGAUCAUGUUGCAGAUCCAAUGUCUUAUGGUAUUUAUAUUGUUGAUCGGCGAUUCAAAAGCCCAGAGGAAUCUGUUCAACAAUUGACUCAACAAAUGUACGACUUUUGCGCGUUAACAAGGCGUCAGCGAAUUAUACAAAGAAAUCGAACUGAAAGAUUAAGUGACUUAUUAGAUUGGAAAAGCCUUGGUGUGUAUUAUGCACGCUCUCGGCGACUUUCAGUUUCCCGUGCCCAUCCUGAGCUUCUUCCAGAAGACGAAUUCGAGGAAAGACUGCAAAUCAAAUAUCCUAGACCUUUCAGUGAACCACCUUCACCUCGUCGAUCUCGUGCAAUGACUCCUGUUGCCUCAAUCCCUGGCAGUGAUGAUGAUAGCUCUGAUGACAAUUAGUUUAUCUUUUUAACCUAAUUAGUCAGUUAAAUGAGAUUGUUAAACAAUAUCAUUUUAAUUUUUUAAGCAAUGAUAACUAAUCAAUGUGGCACUCAAUGAAGAAAAGUCAAAUUAACCCAAAACCCAAUGAGCCAACGCUUGCAAUAAUUGAAGGCUCAAUUACUGAAUUGAUGGUCACUUUUGAUUGUUCAAUGUCGGUUCAACCAUUUUGUCAACCAGUCAGUCAGCAAAAAUUUUUCAAUUCAACCAUCAAGCAAUCAAAGUUAAUUAGAAAGAGUUAAUCUUAUUGGGUGAAAAACUCAACUGUAAAGAGACACAAAAUGACUUUUCAUUAUCAAGUUUCAACCCACUCAUUGUAUGUAAAAUGAAAAAUUCAAAUGAUUAUCAUGCUAUCUUAUACAAUAAUUAACAAUAUUUUAAUCCAAAUCUACCAAUUAAAGGCCUUAUAAAGUCAGUUAAAUUAUAAAGAAGAAAUUAUUAGAAUUGAUUCCAAAUCAACUUACGGUUCAAUGGACAAAUAUGUUUAAUCAAAUACCAAAUUGUGCAAUAAAUCAACUUUUCAAUCCGAAAUUAAGACAUUUGAUUAAAUUGUCUUCCGUAAUUCAAACUAAUAUUAUUGUUCCCAUUAUUGAUUUGACUGUUGAUUUGUUGUUAAUUUUGUUGCCUUUAAUACAAUAUAAAUAAAUGUUAUUUAACAACA
This is a messenger RNA of Tetranychus urticae (two-spotted spider mite), 3097 nucleotides long. RefSeq names its product glycogen [starch] synthase (gene GlyS). The record is from RefSeq and is a predicted model, not a curated record. Gene Ontology annotation, molecular function: alpha-1,4-glucan glucosyltransferase (UDP-glucose donor) activity. Gene Ontology annotation, cellular component: cytoplasm. Gene Ontology annotation, biological process: glycogen biosynthetic process. Lineage: Eukaryota; Metazoa; Arthropoda; Arachnida; Trombidiformes; Tetranychidae.